This is a messenger RNA of Patella vulgata (common limpet), 3563 nucleotides long. RefSeq lists its product as uncharacterized. NCBI's taxonomy places the organism in Eukaryota, Metazoa, Mollusca, Gastropoda, Patellidae. The record is from RefSeq and is a predicted model, not a curated record. The coding region runs from base 1675 to 2640 and encodes 321 amino acids. The transcript is spliced from 3 exons.
CCCUAAUAAGAGGUUAUAUGUAUUUUGUAUUAGAGGUUUCUUGUCUUUUGCAAUAGACGUAUGAGGUAUUUUGUAUUAGAGGUUUCUUGUAUUUUGUUUUUUGCAUUAGACGUUUUAGGUCUUUGGUAUGGCAUUAUGUUACAUGUGUGUUUUGAAUUAGACAUUUCUACAUGGCAUUAGGUUUUUGCCGCUUUCCCCCGCCAUAGCCCUACAAUAAUGUGAACUUUUGCAUGGACAAGGAGAUAAAAUAAUAUUCUUGUGUACUAUAUAUAGAGGAUAUUUGUCGUUUUAGAGUAAAUAACAUAUUUUAUUUCAUCGAGAAGCAAGAAAACUUAUAUUUUCACAAAACGACAAAUGUUCUAUUUAUUUUAUGAUUUUACAAUCAUUUUAGGUAAAAACAACUAGCCAGUGGAAUAACACUUUUAUUUCACUGAUAAAACGCGGUAUUCCACUACUGAUCAUAAAAUAAAAGUACAUAUUAAACAUUGGUAUCAGGCGUAUUCAUUACCAGGCUAAUUCAUUACCGGUAAAAUCGGCGUAUUCAUGACCAGUAUAUUAUAGGGUUGAUUGGUCGGUGUAUAAAGGUGCUAAUUAGUAAUCAUCAGUGUGGAUAGAAGCCUAUACGAUAAUUAUUAAUUAAUGAUUGGUGUUUGAUGUAUUAAAAUUGUUUUUUUUUAUUAUUGAGUUGUUUAAAUUAUUUAAUCUUAAGCUUGAGAUUGUAAAUCCCAGCUUUGUUAUUUUGUAUUUUAAACUUCAAACCAAUUCCGAUGCAAGCUUGGAAUUUGUAUAUAUUUCGAAUAAAAUAUGAAACUUUCACCAUUUGAUAUCGAUAUCUCAGAUACAUAUCAAGUUAACUAUAGCCUAAUUCCAAUGGAUCCUUGUAUCGCUUGCCGUUCCACCGUGCGUCAGGGGGGUUGGAUGGCUGAAUGGUUAGCGUGCGCGCGCUGUAUCAUAAAGUCUGUCAUUGGGUCGACUGGCGUGGUUUCGAAUCCCCGGUUGUACGUGACAAGGAGUAGGGUCGCCUGUCCAACCUCGUGGGUUUUCUCUACGGGUCCUCCGGUUUCCUCCCACUGCUAAAGACCCCUACGCGCAAGCGAAUUAUUGAAAUAAAAUUAAACCGUAUGUUAGUCCCGAAAUGACCUAGUUUGUGUCGAGUGGACGUUAAACCCCAUUUCUCUUUCUCUCUCUCUCUCCACCGUGCGUCCCAGACAAGAAGGUCUUCAGUGUGAAGAGUGUAAUCUAUAGCAGCAUAGAAAAUGUACAGGUAUGUAUUUAUAAUUUCACAGAUUUUGCUUGCUUUCAUUAGUAUUGAAAUAAAUCAUAAGUAUUGAAAUAAUUAUACAAGUUUUGCUAGCUAUACUUACUCGAACUUAUAUUCAUAAAAUAUUGAACCCAUUCACUAAAUUUUAAAUAAUUUUGUUCUCUUUAGAUAUAUCUCAGGCAGCAUAUAGAAGAGCGGUGAAAGGGUUAGAAGAGAUUAAAUGGACAUGUACUCCUUGUAUAAAGCCUGUAUCAUUACCACCUCAUCAUAUCCAUAUUCAAAAUUAUCUGUGUACGGUAGGCCUAUACAUGUAGACUAUAGGACUAGUCUGACUCUCUUUUUUAUGGAUGUUUUGCCAUUAAUAUUUUACCAGUCUUAGUUUGGAAUCAACGUCUACCAGAAAAGAUCUCAAAAUGGCCUGCAGUCAACCAAAAAUGAUUUAUAAUAGACAGCUAGCAAGAUUGCUUACUUUUUUCAUACUACCUGACAAACUGUUUAAAUCCACUAAUCCCUCAUCAUUUCUAGAAUUGUCUAAACAGGGUUUAUAUUGUGAAUCAGACAAUGAAACUGAAGUAUCAUUGAGAUGUAUGUUUUGCAAUGGCCAUUCAAAAUUAAAGACAGGAAAUUUUGAGUUUGGUCAUUUAAGUUGUCAUGAUGACAAGAAAUACAAGGACGAUGUACCGGUUGAGUUCACACCAUUGCAACAAGAACAGGCAUUUACAGAAUUGAGUAGACAUCGUAAUACAUUGUCUCCUUUACACUUCAAAAAUUUCUUAGAUGAAUUUCAUAGUAGAGAUUAUGAGAAUGAUCCGUCUCAAAUAGUGUUGGCACUUCAAAAGUCACUGUUUAAUUCUCCAGAUAAUGUUGGAUUAUAUUCCAACAUUAGUGAUGAAGAUGGAUAUUUAAGGGACAUUGAUCAUCCAGAAACACUUGCCACCGGUAUAAAUAUUGAUCAAGACAGAACUAGAGAUGAUAAUAGUUCAGAGAGUACCAAUAUACCAACCGAUCAUCAUUUAGUUAGAGAAAAUGAUACAAACGAGACAUCCCUAGAAUUGGUGAUCACAUCAAAUGUAUCUGCAGUUCCAAUAUCAGCACAGGACAUACAUGUAAGGUUAUCUCAACAACAACCUACAUUGCAACAGAGGCUGUCAACUUUCCAAGACCUACAUGUACGAUGGCCCAAUCCAGAAAAUAUGGCUUAUUCCGGUUUCUCCUGUAUUGGGCGAGGUUCUGUUCAGUGCUUUAGUUGCCGUGGUGUGAUUGAUGACUGGCUUCCUGGAGACAAUCCAUAUACAAAACAUAAGGAAGAGUUUCCAAACUGUCAUCACAUUAAUCAUAUAUUUUAUGUAACUGGCAUUCCCCUUCUACGGUCUGGUUAGUCACGACAAUCUCCUGUAUAAACUGAUCAAUAUGGAAUGAAAGGUUAUGUCUUUUCCGAAGACGAUUCAGGAUGCAAUUUAUAAAUUCUAUUGUGGCAUUGGUAGAAAUUUGUUGGACACAUGUUACAAUUUAUAAUUGGUUUCGGACAUGGUUAACUUUUAUGUGUGUUCAUUUGGCUAAAUUACUCCUUGAAGAUAAACAUCAAGAAUAUUUAUGUGAGACACUUCAGAAAGUAUAUUUAUGUGGGACACUUCAGAUUGAGGUUAUCUUCAGGAUGGUGAAAUUAUUUACAAACCUGCAUGUGUAAUAGACAUAAACAUGUUUGGUGUUGAUUAUCCAUGUGUAUGUAUGCAAGAUGGCCUUACAGAGAUUAUGAAUAUGAGUAGUGAUGAAGCUGAGAUCCCCCGAGUUACUGGAGAUUUGAAAGAAUAUGAACUAGUCAAUAUAAUAUGAAGAAUGUGGGGACCCUUUGGGACUAAAUCUUAUAGUCGCUUCAUGAGAGAAAUCAUAAAUUUUUAAUUUAGCCAAAUUUCUAUCAAGAAAUAUGCAUCAAAAGUAGCAAAACCUUGUAGAGUAUCAAAGAUGAAUGGCAAGUUGCCUACUCUCAGUACUCUGAAACUAGAUAUUUAUGUGCUAAAUUGUAAAUGUCAAAUUCCAUCAAGGAAACUUGAAAGAAAUUCUGUGGUUAUGUACAUUUGUAAACAUAAUUUAUUGAGGUAAUUGUUAGAAUAUGUUGAAUUAACUGAUAAUAAAAUACAAUAUACAUGUACUAAACAUUAUUAAAUCUUAGCUCAGUAUUUUGCCUAAAAAUGGGAAGCAAUGAAAAUGUUAAUAUUAGAUACACUGACAUUAAUGUGAAUCAAAAUUGCACUCACAUACAUACUUAUUAAAAUAAAUGUGGAACUUUACAUCAAAUCCUUGU